This is a messenger RNA of Thalassophryne amazonica, 2783 nucleotides long. It is a transcript of the gene adam9a, whose product is annotated as ADAM metallopeptidase domain 9. Gene Ontology annotation, cellular component: plasma membrane. The record is from RefSeq and is a predicted model, not a curated record. The transcript is spliced from 21 exons. NCBI's taxonomy places the organism in Eukaryota, Metazoa, Chordata, Actinopteri, Batrachoidiformes, Batrachoididae. Bases 101 to 2599 code for a protein of 832 amino acids. Gene Ontology annotation, molecular function: metalloendopeptidase activity. Gene Ontology annotation, biological process: proteolysis.
UAGCUGUUCCAGUGGAGUUGGAAUUGAAGAUGGACGCGCAGUUUGAUCUUAAAAACUGUUGAAAUCGCUGGGGCGGAGAUCCGGAUGGCUUUAGAUUCCGAUGGGAGCGGUUUGGUUUGAAACCCGUCUCUGUGUGGCCCAGACGGGCGGAGCCGGACUGGAUCAUACGGGGUCACAGUAUGAGACUCUGCUCGGGGAAACUUCUGGAAGACGGCCGCGGACGGUUUCCGGUGUGAUGAAGAUGAAGGCGGCGGGGAUCUGGAGCUGCUUCCUGCUGUUGCUCAGCGGAGGCUCCGCCUCCCAGCAAACUGAGCAGUUUUCCUCCUAUCAGCUGACGAUCCCACGGCCAAUCGGAAGCAUCCAGAAGCGGGAUGCAGACGGUUUACCACCCGCUCAGGUCUCUUAUGUCAUCAGUGUGGAUGGACGUGAACACAUCAUUCAUCUGGAAAGAAAUGAGGUGCUGCUUCCUGCAGACUUCGCUGUGUUCAGCUACAGUCAGUACGGGUCUUUGAUCACAGCCCGACCACCUGUGCAGAAACACUGUCAUUAUCGGGGCUUCGUUCAGGACAUGGAGGGUUCGUCUGUCGCUCUGAGUGUCUGUAACGGCCUCAGAGGAGUGCUGCAUCUCCAUGACAACAGUUAUGGGAUUGAGCCGUUAGAGUCCGUCCCUGACCAUCACAUUGUGUACCGACUGCAGGAUGUGAGGUCACAGCUCCGUGGGUGUGGCACACCACACUCUUACCCCAGCAAUGCCACGGAGCACACUCACUUUGAGCCAGAGGAGAUCGAGCACAGACGGCACGGCAGGGUGAAGCGAGCCGUUCUCCAUCAGAUGCACUAUGUGGAGCUCCUACUGGUGGUCGACAAUGAACGGUUUAAUUUUCUGAACCGUAACCACACGGCGGUCACAGAGGAGAUGGUUCAUCUGGCCAACUACAUCGACAGCAUCUACGUGCAGCUCAACGUGCGGGUGGUCCUGGUCGGUCUGGAGAUCUGGACUCUGCAGAACCCGAUCAGCACCGAGGGAGCUGCGGGAGAAGUGCUGAGUCGCUUCACCCAGUGGAGAGAGGAGGAGCUGCUUCCUCGCCGCCGCCAUGACUCAGCACAACUCAUCCUGAAGAAGAACUUUGGUGCGACGGCAGGAAUGGCGUUCGUCUCCAGUGUCUGCUCCAGAAGCCAUGGAGGCGGGAUUAACACGUUCACCAAUCAGAAUGUUGCGGCGUUUGCGUCCAUCGUGGCACACGAACUCGGACACAACUUGGGGAUGAACCAUGACGACAGGCGGACCUGCAGCUGCCCCGUGUCCGAGUGCAUCAUGAACUCUGGAGCUACUGGUUCCAGAAACUUCAGCAGCUGCAGCGCUGAUGAUUUUGAGAAGAUGAUCCUGUUGACGGGGGGGACAUGUCUCCUGAAUGUCCCGCGGCCCGAUGAAGCCUACAGUGCCCCCUACUGUGGAAACAGGCUGGUGGAUGUGGGAGAGGAUUGUGACUGUGGCUCCCAGGAGGAAUGUGAGGACGACCUGUGCUGCGAGUUCCACACAUGCAAACUGAAGCCUGGCGCCCAGUGCGCCUACGGCGAAUGCUGUUACAAGUGUCAGUUCCUGCCUGGAGGAACCGUGUGCCGGUACAGCAACAACGAGUGUGAUCUGCCAGAGUACUGUAACGGCUCCUCGGCGCUGUGUCAGAACGACGUCUUCAUCCAGAACGGACAUCCAUGCAGACAACAACAGGCAUACUGCUACGACGGGAAGUGCCAGCACUACGACGGACAGUGUCAGGCCAUCUUUGGACCCAAGGCAAAGGCGGCACCCGACAUUUGUUUCAAAGACGUCAACAGUAAAGGUGACCGCUUCGGCAACUGUGGCUACCAGAACUAUGGCUACAAGAAGUGUGAGAGCAGAAAUGCUCUUUGCGGGAAGCUGCAGUGCACCAACGUUCAGCACACGACGGUCUUUGGAAUCAAGCCGUCGGUCAUCGAGACGCCGAUCCUGGGACAGGCCACCAGCUGCUACGGCGUGGACUUCAUGCUGGGCUCAGACGUCCCUGACCCCGGCAUGGUGACAGAGGGCACAAAGUGUGGGGACAACAAGGUUUGCAUUAACUUUGAGUGUCGCAGCGCCGACGUCCUGAACUACGACUGUGACGUGGAAAACAAAUGUCAUGGACAUGGGCUUUGUAACAGUAACAAAAACUGCCACUGUGACGACAGCUGGGCUCCGCCUUUCUGUGAAGCUAAAGGUUACGGCGGCAGUGUGGACAGCGGCCCCACAUGGAAUGAUAAGGACACAUCUGUCAGGGACGGCCUCCUGGUUUUCUUCUUCCUGGUUGUUCCUCUGCUGGCUUUGGGUGCAUUCGUUUUCCUGCAAAGGAACCAGCUGCUGCGUUGCCUUGGGCUGAGCCGCAGGAAGAGGUCUCAGGAUUACCAAGUUGACGGUGCAGCUUCAGCCAAUCACAGCAGAGGACUGCCUCCUCGGGUACUGCGUCACUCUGUUGCUCGUGGCAACACUAAAAACAUUGUCACAGAUGGGGUGAGUUUCCCCGCCUCCACCCUCAAACAGAUGAGGGUUACCAUGGUAACACUAAUGCCACGAGGACACUGAGACACAUCGUGCUCGUCGUUGAGGAGCACAAUUGUGUUGCUAUGGUGACAGCUCAUCUGUUGUUUUCUGUUUCACAACACGCUGACGGCUGAAAUCUUUUCAAGUUAAUUUUGAGAUGAACCACUUUUAUUCAUAGCUGACAGUGUUUUUACAUUUACUUUGUCCUGUUGUAGAUUUAUUUUCC